Messenger RNA from Erigeron canadensis, 2746 nucleotides. RefSeq names its product G-type lectin S-receptor-like serine/threonine-protein kinase RKS1. Gene Ontology annotation, molecular function: ATP binding; protein serine/threonine kinase activity. Gene Ontology annotation, biological process: protein phosphorylation; recognition of pollen. Bases 105 to 2591 code for a protein of 828 amino acids. The transcript is spliced from 7 exons. The record is from RefSeq and is a predicted model, not a curated record. NCBI's taxonomy places the organism in Eukaryota, Viridiplantae, Streptophyta, Magnoliopsida, Asterales, Asteraceae.
CCAACAUUUUCUGUCAUUAUUUUCAUAACUGUGCGACUUCUGAAUGAUUAAGUAGUUUAUUUACAACUAUCGAACCUAGAAAAAACCAUUGAUCAGGAAAAGAAAUGUUUCAAGAUGGAAGAUUGAUACUAGCUCUGUUUAUAUCUCUGUUUUUGAAGUUUAGCACUUCUAGAGACACCAUCACUCUCUUGCAACCCUUAAAAGAUGGUGAUGUUUUGGUUUCUAAUGAAGAAACCUUUGCACUAGGAUUCUUUAGCCUCGGAAAUUCAAGCAACAGAUAUGUUGGUAUAUGGUAUAACAAGGUUUCUGAGCAAACUGUCGUUUGGGUUGCCAAUAGAGACCGUCCGAUCACUACCUCAUCUGGCAUCCUAUCCGUUGAUGAAUUAGGAAACCUGGUUUUACACGAUGACAAAGAUCCAAAGUAUGUGUUCUGGUCAACAAAUGUUUUAAAUAUUGCAAAUUAUAGUGUUUCGGCCCAGUUGUUGGAUUCUGGGAAUUUGGUAUUGUUUCAAGACCAAAACAGAAACGUUUAUUCAUGGCAGAGCUUUGAUUAUCCUUCAAAUACUUUUCUUCCGGGUAUGAAGCUUGGGUUAGAUAAGAAAACGGGUUUGAACAGAGUAAUCACAUCUUGGAAGUCUAAUGAGAACCCUGGUGUUGGUGACUAUGCAUACAAAAUGAAGUUUGUUGGCUCCACUCAGUUGUACCUGUUCAAAGGAAACACACCGAUAUUCCGAACAGGAUCGUGGACCGGGCAAGGAUGGAGUGGGGUACCCGAGAUGACAGAAAAUUUUAUAUUUAGCGCCACAUAUGUGGACAACAACGAUGAGGUUUACGUUAGUUACUUUAUACGCAAUUCAUCAAUCUUCUCUAGAUUAGUCAUUAACGAGUCUGGAUCUGUGGAAAGGCUAACCUGGCACGAGGGAAAUCAUAGGUGGUUUGGAAUCUGGUCCGCUCCAAAUGAUCAAUGUGAUGGUUAUAAUGAGUGUGGCCCGUUUGGCUUUUGUGAUCUAGAUAAAUCAGAUACUUUUGUGUGUAAUUGUUUCCCUGGUUACGAGCCUCAGUCGCCACAAGAUUGGUAUCUGAGGGAUGGAACCAGAGGGUGUAAGAGAAAGGUAGGGGCUGAGAUAUGCCUCCCCGGAGCUGGAUUUGUGGAGCUGGCACGUAUGAAGAUACCGGACACGUCGAUGGCAUGUGUGGACAUGAGUUUGGGAUUGGAAGCAUGUAAAGAGUCGUGCCAUAAGAAUUGCACGUGCAUGGGGUAUGCAGUGGCUGAUAUAAGUAAAGAGAUUGGAGGAUGUAUUACUUGGUAUAAGAGCAUGAUUGAUACGAGGAGGUUUUCGUAUGGGGGUCAGUCAUUAUACAUAAGGGUGGAUGCAGCUGAAUUAGUCAAGUACUCAUCAAGGAAGCCAAGUAGCUCUCGUGGAAAGUUAUUUUUAUUUGUUGGGGUGUUGUUGAUCGCAGUGGGUUUUGUCUUUUGUAUCUUCAUUUUGAUUUACAUCAAGAAGAAAAAAGCCAAUCGAAGAGCACAUGAAAUUGGAGUUAGUUUUAUAGAUAGUUUAAAAUCCAUCGACGGGUCAUUAGAGAAGGAUAUGGGUGAAAACUUUGAUUUACGUGUAUUUGAUAUGAGCACAAUAGUUUCAGCAACCGAUAACUUCUCACUUUUAAACAAGCUUGGAGAAGGUGGUUUUGGCUCAGUUUAUAAGGGUAGACUGCUAAAUGGACAAGAAGUUGCUAUAAAAAGAUUAUCAAAAGGGUCAGGUCAGGGGACACAAGAAUUCAAGAACGAAGUUACAUUGAUAGCGAAACUUCAACACAAGAAUCUAGUACGACUUCUGGGAUAUUGUUUUCAUACUGAUGAAAAGAUGUUAGUCUAUGAAUACUUACCAAACAAGGGCUUGGAUUAUUUCAUCUUCGAUCAAGAAAAAGGGUCUCUUCUAGAUUGGAAAAAACGAUUCCAAAUCAUUAAAGGAAUUGUUCGUGGCCUGCUAUAUCUUCACCAGGAUUCUAGGCUUAGGAUCAUCCAUAGGGAUUUAAAAGCAAGCAACAUUUUGCUAGAUGCAGAUUUAAAUCCCAAAAUUUCUGAUUUCGGAAUGGCAAAAAUAUUUGGAGGGGAUCAGGCACAAGCUACAACACUUAGAGUUGUUGGAACAUAUGGCUAUAUGUCUCCAGAGUAUGCAAUGGAAGGCCUUUUUUCAGUGAAAUCUGAUGUCUAUAGUUUUGGAAUUUUAGUUCUAGAGAUAAUAAGCGGUAGAAGAAACAACAGCUACUAUUUGGAGAGCUCAGUUAACUUGAUUGGACAUGUUUGGGACUUAUGGAAACAAGAUAGAGCAUUGGAGGUAGUUGAUUCAGCAUUUGGGGAUUCAUUUGAUGCUCAUGAAAUUUUAUUAUGCAUCCAUGUCGGGAUUCUUUGUGUUCAGGAACUAGCAGAUGAUCGGCCAACAAUGACAGACAUAGCAUUUAUGUUGAGUAAUCGUGACAAAAAUCUACCUUCUCCUAAACAACCGGCAUUCAUCUUUAGGAAGGUGAACUAUGGUAAUGAUGGUUUUGGCUCUAUCAAUGAUGAGACCAUCACCAUAGUUCAUGCUCGAUAACUUCAUGAUGCCUUAAAAAGGGAUACUUUUGACACCAAGCUAGUGGGACAAAAAAAAAAUAACACCUAUGCUUUAUCAUUAGUUAUCAACUUAUGCAUGUAAAUUAGGCGAUGUGAACACUAUGAUACCAAAAUAACCAGCCGGGUCAAAAGAAA